Messenger RNA from Venturia canescens, 1688 nucleotides. RefSeq names its product mesencephalic astrocyte-derived neurotrophic factor (gene Manf). The record is from RefSeq and is a predicted model, not a curated record. Gene Ontology annotation, cellular component: endoplasmic reticulum. Gene Ontology annotation, biological process: dopaminergic neuron differentiation; neuron projection development. The transcript is spliced from 5 exons. The coding region runs from base 251 to 784 and encodes 177 amino acids. Lineage: Eukaryota; Metazoa; Arthropoda; Insecta; Hymenoptera; Ichneumonidae.
AGCCAACGUGUAGUAUAAAGCCGCCGCGUACGGACGACGUGCUUUGCCCUGAGAUAAAAAAAUAAGUCUCUAUUCUAUUUCCCGCUUCUCCGAGCGGUAUUCUUCGUCCAACAGCACUGAAACAACAAAAAUCAAAGCCUCGACGUUUUUUAUUUCUUUUGUUCGUCGGUCCAAGUCUUUCUUCCAGAAGAAAAUAGUGCAAUAACUCCGAGAUAUUCUCUACCAAAGACUGUCAGUAACUAACUCAAAAAUGAAGCUCAACACAUCAAUCCUGUCACUUUUGGUGGUCCUUGGGGUAGCAACAACAAUUUCUGCACUCAAACCCGGUGACUGUGAAGUGUGCAUAGCAACAGUAGAGAAAUUUGCAAAGACUCUAAGCGACGAGGUCAAAAGUAAUCCUAAAAAGAUUGAGGAAGCGUUCAAAACUUUCUGUGCAAAGACAAAAUCCAAGGAGAACAGAUUCUGUUACUAUAUGGGUGGUCUUCCGGAAUCAGCGACUGGAAUUCUCGUUGAGCUAAGUAAACCGCUCUCGUGGUCACUGCCAGCUGACAAAAUAUGUGAAAAACUUAAGAAAAAAGAUGCACAAAUCUGCGACCUACAUUUCGAGAAACAAAUAGAUUUGGACACGGUUGACUUGAAGAAGCUCAAAGUGAGAGACUUGAAGAAAAUUCUGAGCAAUUGGGAUGAGUCGUGCGACGGAUGUCUCGAGAAAAACGAUUUUAUAAAACGUAUCGAAGAGCUCAAGCCAUCGAAAUACACGCCGAGUCCUAAAACCGAUCUCUGAGCGAGCAAAUCAUCAGGUGUCCUCGAAUCAAUCGCGCUUCAUUCACGACGCAUUUGCUGUUCAAAGGAUCAUUUGUUUUCUCCUAUUUUCUUUUUUUCUUUAUUUCAUAAAGAAAAACAACAUAAACAAAUAUAAGAUUAUAAUGCGUACUUCCCGAAGAGUUUUUACAUCGGGACUCGAGACGAAUCUCCGAUCACUAAAUUCUAACUUUAACCAUUUUGUUCGUUACUUUUGUCUUUGCAGACUUUUUGUUCCAUUAACGAGAGAGAGAGAGCAGAUAAUUGUAAUUGUGUUGAUAAAUUUUUUCGUCUCGCUCCAAUGUAUUCGAAGGGAGGCCGAGUUUUUAGGAGGGAAGAGAUAAAUAAUUUGUACCUGUGUAUAGUGUAUAAAUGUGAUUUUAAUCGAGAAUUUUUCCAGCCCCUUUUCAAGUCAAUGCACAAUUUUCGAACGAAAAAAGCAAAAACUAAGAAUUUUUAUCGAAAUUACGAAAAUUGACGUUUUCCCUUAAUUUUUUUAACACAAUCGUGGAAACAAGGGGAAAAAAUUUUCGGUUGAAAAUGAAUGUAUCAAUGGAAAAACAAGGAUCGGAAAACUGCAUUUUUUGACUGCCCCCCCCCCCCCCCCCGCAUUGACUUGUCUCAAUAGUAAAAUACUUGAACGAAGAAUCGUAACGUUUUCACCGACAUUUAUCAUUUUUGCAUGUCCACACUCGACACAACACACACACACACACACACACACACACACACACACACACACACACACACACAUGCAAAUACAUCUGAAAAUGAGAACAAACAAACAACACAUCAUUUUUGUUAACGUUCAUAUAUGACAAGGAAUGCGAGAAAACGUAAGUUAUCGACGAGAAUGAAUUGUUUAUAAUAAAAUCCUAUUUCCUUUA